UUAUCUUCAAGCAAUUGUAGUAAGAAGCUGUAAAGUUGAGCUGAGAAGCACAUGUUGAACUGUUAAAGAUAGUGAAGUGGGGAAAGACUUUACUUGCUGGACAUUUCCAGGGAUGCUACUGCUACCCUGGUUAGUUCCGCUGUUUUUCUGCUGUGCUGUGUUGUGUUGAGGCGUUCGAUAAAGACCUCUGCUUUGAACAUACAAGACUGCAAACACAUCUUUGGUUCAUAUUAAGGUUAAAAACUUGUCAACGGGAUGGCAAGUGACUCCCCUCGCAGACCAAGCCGCUGUGCUGGAGGGGUUGUGGUUCGAGCCCAGGCUGCCACUGAGCAGUCAUACAUGGAGAGUGUGGUCACAUUUCUACAGGAUGUAGUCCCUCAGGCAUAUACAGGUACUCCACCAACUGAUGAAAAGGAGAAGAUUGUUUGGGUGCGCUUUGAAAAGGCUGAUCUCAAUGAUGUGUCCCGCUCCCCGGAGUUUCUGGAGAUGCAGGGCAGUGGCAAUGAUCCUCCACUGUGUCUCAUGAUUGGCUACUCGGAUGGUAUGCAGAUUUGGAGCAUAUCGCUGAGUGGAGAGGCACAGGAGCUGUUCUCAGUGCGCCACGGUCCAGUGCGGGCUGCCCGGCUCCUGCCUGCUCCCCAUAUCAGUCCCCUGAAGACGGACAGCUUUGCAGAGAAGAGGCCUCUACUGGGCGUGUGCAAGAGCACGGGGUCCUCAGGGACAAGCCCUCCAUACUGCUGUGUGGACCUCUACUCUCUGAGGACGGGGGAAAUGGUAAAAUCCAUCCAGUUCAAAACCCCUAUUUAUGAUCUACAUUGCAACAAAAGGAUUCUUGUGGUCAGUUUGCAAGAGAAGAUUGCAGCUUUUGACAGCUGCACAUUUACAAAAAAGUUCUUUGUCACAAGCUGCUACCCUUGUCCUGGGCCUAACCUGAACCCGAUAGCUCUUGGGGACCGAUGGCUAGCUUAUGCAGAGAACAAGUUGAUCCGGUGUCAUCAGUCACGUGGAGGAGCCUGUGGAGACAAUGCCCAGUCCUACACUGCUACCGUCAUCAGCGCCGCUAAAACUCUGAAGACCGGUCUGACCAUGGUGGGGAAAGUGGUGACCCAGCUGGCGGGCACGCUGCCCUCUGGCGCCCCUGACGAGGAGGGCUCGCCCCACAGUGCCACGCGGCGAAGCCCCCACGUGCCCGGCGUCAUCACCAUCAUCGACAUGCAGAACGUCGGAGAGGGACAGGUCCUGGUGAGUGACGACUCGGAUGGCGAGGGAAUCGUGGCCCACUUCCCAGCCCAUGAUAAACCCAUAUCCUGCAUGGCGUUCAACCCGAGCGGUAUGCUCCUGGUGACCACAGACUCGUUGGGCCACGACUUCCAUGUCUUCCAGGUCCUGACACACCCGUGGGCGUCCUCUCAGAGCGCCGUGCAUCACCUGUACACCCUCCAUCGGGGAGAGACGGAAGCUAAGGUGCAGGACAUCUGCUUCAGCCACGACAGCCGCUGGGUGGUGGUCAGCACGCUGCGGGGCACCUCGCACGUAUUCCCCAUCAACCCGUAUGGCGGGGCGCCGUGCGCACGCACACACAUGUCCCCGCGCGUGGUCAACCGCAUGAGCCGCUUCCAGAAGAGCGCCGGCCUGGAGGAGAUCGAGCAGGAGCUCAGCAGCAAACAGGGCGGCCGCUGCAGCCCCAUUCCUGGAUUGUCCAGCAGCCCGUCUGGCUCACCGCUGCACGCUAAACUCACCAGUCAGGAGUCCUACAACAACUUCACCAACAACAACAUGGGCAACCCGCGGCUGUCCCCUCUGCCCAUCCUCACCAUUGUGCUGCCCCUGGCACAGAUCAAGCAGCCCAUGACCCUCGGCACCAUCACCAAACGCACUGGUAAAGCCAAGCCUCCGCCCCAGAUUUCACCCAGCAAGUCCAGCGGUGGGGAGUUCUGCGUGGCAGCCAUCUUUGCCCCUUCUCGCUCCUGGUUCAUCACCAACCCCAACAUGAAGAGGGAGAAAGACCAAUCCCGCCAGUCGGUGGUAGAAUCCCUGUACAUCCUGAGCUGCUACGGCAACUUGGUGGAGCACGUCCUUGAGCCGCGUCCGAUCAGCACGGCCCAGAAGAUCAGUGACGACACGCCCCUGGAGCUCAACACCUGUCCUCGGGCCUGCUGGACUUUGGCCCGGACGCCACAGUGGAACGAGCUCCAACCACCUUUCAACAACAACCACCCAUUGGUCCUGGCGUCAGACUUGGUGCAGUACUACCAGUACCUCCUGGCUGGCUUGGUGCCUCCUGGAAGCCCUGGCCCCAUCACACGCCACGAGUCCUACGACAGCCUGGCCUCAGACCACAGCGGGCCAGACGACGAAGAGUGGCUCUCUCAGGUGGAGAUCGUGACCCACACCGGGCCUCACCGCCGCCUGUGGAUGGGCCCCCAGUUCCAGUUUAAGACCAUCCACCCGUCAGGCCAGACCACGGUCAUCUCCUCCAGCUCGUCUGUGCUGCAGUCCCAGGGCCCCUCCGACUCCCAGCAGCCCCUGCUGGACUUCGACACCGACGACCUGGACCUCCACAGCCUGAGGAUCCAGCCAGUGCGCUCAGAGCCAGUGAGCAUGCCUGGCUCCUCUCGGCUUGUGGCCGAUCGGAGAGGCCAGUCCAUUGAUACGGGAUCAGGAACGUUCGACAGGAGCGUGACCCUGCUGGAGGUGUGCGGCAGCUGGCCCGAGAGCUUCGGCCUGCGUCACAUGACCCCAGCCGACACCACGGAGGAGGGCCUCAGGGAGAGGCUGGCCGACGCCAUGUCUGAGUCGCCCAGCAGGGACAUCGUGGGCUCCGCAACAGAGUUGCAGAGGGAGGGGAGCAUUGAGACCCUCAGCAACAGUUCUGGAUCUACUAGCGGCAGCAUCCCCCGCAACUUCGAGGGCUAUCGCUCGCCGCUGCCCACCAACGAGAGCCAGCCGCUCAGUCUCUUCCCCACCGGCUUCCCCUGAGACCCCCGCACGCUUCUCCUGAGACCUCCACACACACACACACACACACACACGGAGAGAAGGAUCUCCUACCCCCCUGGACCCCACCACCACCAUCCCUCCUCUUGCUGCCCCCUGAUCGCCCGCCAGACAAUCGUGAUGUUUAAGACAUACCCAUCAUCCUAGGGGGAUCACACACAUGGGAUGUUUCUCUAUGAGGCCAUCACUCACCCCUCCUCUCCUCCCCCUUUCCCCCUUUCUUCUUUUGUGUCUUUUUCAUCCUUUCUUCACCCCCCCCCCCCCCCCCCCCCCAACCUGACCACUGCCCUGUUGAUCCCAGGAUCCCAGCCUCCCCAUGGUCGAUAAGGCAACAUCUCAAGUCAGGAUGAAUGAAUAAGGAUGACCCUGUCUCCCAGCGCUAUGCUACGCUACGCCGUAACUGAAUAACUUCAUGUUAACUUGUGUUACAACAGCACUCAUAGGUGUUGUAUGUCGUCAUAGGAUGAGUUAUUCCCUUCUGUUCCAGUAAAUGAGAGAGACAGAGAGGAAGAGAGAUAGAGAGAUACAGAUAUGUGAUAUUUUUGUCUGAUGUUGAUAGAAGGGAUCAUUUUGUUCCACUCACCUGUGGAUGUGAGCCACCAUUGAUAUCAUCAUCAUCAUCAUCAUCUCCUCUUAUACAGUAUGUGACUGUUUCCACGACUCAAUGACUGAAUAGACAUGCUUGUGGGACUGUGUGUGUGUCUGUGUGUGUGUGUGUGUGUGUACUGAUUACCUCUACACUGAGCGUGAGCAUGAAGUCAUGCGAUCGUUAGUGUUUACUUUAAACGGAUCCAGCAGCGAGUCAGGCUGAGCUGAGGGUUGGCUGGCGUGGUGGUGGUGGUGGUGGUGGUGUUUGUUGUUGAAGCGCUUGCUGCUGAUGCUGCCGCUGCUCCUCGUCUCUCAGAUGUGUAAUUGUAAUUGCCUUCAGGUGAUACUCUACCUUUUCCUCAGACAUGUUUUUUUUUGUUUGGAAACACAUUUCAAGUUGAAAACAGAUGAAGGCAUAAUCAGACAGGCAAGACAUGAAUUGCAGAUCCUCAGUCGCAAUUUAGAAUUGAGUUAGCCCCUAUAGCAGCUUAGCCAGGUGCCCUUUUUAAAUCAUUCUGUUAUUUCAUACAUACGCAUGGCUUACUAAGACAUCCGUUUUUAUUGAUUUCUUCUUUUUCCCUCUUCUUGUGAACCUGAUAUUGUUCAGCAAAUUUCUUUGUAUUCCUUGCUCCAUGUGCAGAGGUAUGGAUUUCAUAUUGUAAGAUUUUUGAGCCUUUGUGGGUGAUUUAUUUUCCGUUGCUGUAAUUAUAUUUCAGAUUUUUUUUUAGGAUGUAUUCAAUCCUUUGAUUUGUUUAUUCUUACAUGGGUUGCUUUUGUUUUGUUUUUUCAUAAGGGAUUUUAAAUGAGCUAUUUGGAGCCUAUUCAUGUUGAAGUAGGAGCCAUGGUCCUAACACCAAAAGUCUUGUGGUGCAUGGGUGGUCCUUUAGCCUGAUACCUGGUGUUUAAUCAGGUUUUACACACACACACACACACACACACACACACACACACACACACACACACACUUACACAAUUGGCUAACUACCAGCUCACUUUUAAGUUCACACCAAUAUCUCCAAGCUGAGCUGACAUAACUUGCACUAAUUUUAAAACUGUUUCGAUAUCAACAUGAAAUUAUGAAAUUAUGUUUAAUUUCCGAAGUAGAUCUACCAUUUACCACAGAUUUACAGCCUCAACACUUAGCCAAGUAUGCUAGUGCAGAGGACAGUUACAAAUAAAAAGUGCCCCAUGUUGAUUGUACAUGACCUAGCAAUGCAUGUAUUAGAUAAAAAUGAAUGGCUUUGAGUGUUACAGAGGAGAGAGGGGAGAAUUUUAUGCUUGUUAGUGUAUGGCUUUAAUAGUGGCUUAAAGGGGCAUGAGGUGUAUCUGUGAAUGAAGCACCAGAGGACUGUAAACAUUUUUUUCUUUGCUUUGUUUGUUUAAACGUUGAAUGUUAUUGCCCCCUCCUUAGCCAUGAAUCUGCGCACGUGACAUGAAAAGACUUCAGAAAAAAAGGCCUUUUGUCUGUUCUUUGAAGACAACGAUGGACACAUACCUAUAUAUUUUUAAAUAGUAAAUUUCACAGCUUUUUUCCAUUUUAAUGUGUAAUAUAUCUUAAUAGCGCAUUGUGUGUACUGAGCAAUGGCAUUACUGCGUGUUAAUAAAAAGGAAAAUAUUGUAAUGACAUGUUGAGCAAAUUUUGUAUUGAGAAUAAAUGCUUCCUUCUUCUCACUUUGGUGUCUUAGCUUGGCCAGUCAGGAUUGCUGUCCUCCACAAUCUCUCAUACUCAUCUCCAGGCUGUUGUGACUUUCUAAGUGUUUUUGUUUUUAAACAUGCACUAAUUCCAUUUCAUUGGCUAUUCUUUCUUUUUUUUGUCAAGUCCCACUACUGUCUGUAAUUAGCUUUCCUUCCAUUAAAAUACUAAUGUGAAAUGAUUUGUAAAAGAGAAUUAAACAGAAAAUAUUUC
Messenger RNA from Alosa sapidissima (American shad), 5491 nucleotides. It is a transcript of the gene bcas3, whose product is annotated as BCAS3 microtubule associated cell migration factor. Gene Ontology annotation, molecular function: protein binding. Gene Ontology annotation, cellular component: cytoplasm. The record is from RefSeq and is a predicted model, not a curated record. Gene Ontology annotation, biological process: autophagy; response to starvation. Lineage: Eukaryota; Metazoa; Chordata; Actinopteri; Clupeiformes; Clupeidae.